Talaromyces marneffei is the source of this 654-nucleotide messenger RNA. RefSeq lists its product as uncharacterized. The record is from RefSeq and is a predicted model, not a curated record. The transcript has a single exon. Gene Ontology annotation, molecular function: catalytic activity. Lineage: Eukaryota; Fungi; Ascomycota; Eurotiomycetes; Eurotiales; Trichocomaceae. The coding region runs from base 1 to 654 and encodes 217 amino acids.
AUGACCGAUGCGCUGAGCCUCCACCCAGCUACAAGGCUGCUAGACGCUUUGUGUUCCUGCAUCGAACAGGACAUUCAUCCACUCUCUGCCGCAGCUGUUGCCGCCGGUUCCAAACUCUUUGGCGCUGCAAUCCUACGCAAAUCAGACUUGAGCGUUGUCUACGCGGAUACGAAUCAGGAACGUGGGUCACCAUUGUGGCAUGGAGAAACCUGGACGUUGAAACAAUUCUUCGAGAUACCGGCGGAUCAACGACCUGACGUGGCGGAAUGCUUGUUCCUUACGACCCACGAACCAUGUUCACUUUGUCUGUCGGCAAUUGUGUGGAGUGGAUUCGACAACUUCAUAUACAUGUACACAUAUGAGGAGACACAUAACAUCUUUGAGUGUCAUGGUGAUCUGGAUAUUUUCAACAAUGUUUUCAACGUGCGUGAAGACGAGGUUGCGAGACAGGCCAGUGCAGAUGGGAGAUUGAGCCAGGUACGACCACAAUACAAGUUGCAAAGUAGCAUGUUAGUGGCACGCAGUUUCGCGGAAUUGAUCGCAGCGGUUCCAGGUCAAGAGGAAAGGGAUAAGUAUGUGGCGAAGGUGGACGCGGUUAAGAAGAGAUAUGGCCGGCUUUCAGAGGCUUAUCGAAGGAACAUGAAUGUGGAAUAA